This is a messenger RNA of Rosa rugosa (rugosa rose), 1995 nucleotides long. Its product is annotated as pentatricopeptide repeat-containing protein At3g56550. Gene Ontology annotation, biological process: RNA modification. The transcript has a single exon. Bases 187 to 1953 code for a protein of 588 amino acids. NCBI's taxonomy places the organism in Eukaryota, Viridiplantae, Streptophyta, Magnoliopsida, Rosales, Rosaceae. The record is from RefSeq and is a predicted model, not a curated record. Gene Ontology annotation, molecular function: RNA binding; zinc ion binding; protein binding.
AAUCAUAACUUCGAGUUUGCAAGAGUGGUGAUAUGCUAGCUCUUACAUUAAAAUCAUAACUUCUUUUCAACACCUAAAGGAUGAUCUGGAUUGAUAGAGAAGAAAAACAAGAACCGUUAUUGCUCCUUAAAAGUUUAAACACCCUCACCCAAAAUCGAGUCAAUUCAUUCGGGAAACAUACAUGCCAUGUCGACUUCGAAACCCAAAGCCAUCCUAACCCUCUUGCAAGGAUGCAACACCCUCAAAAGGCUCAGAAAAAUCCACGCCCACGUCAUCACCAACGGUCUUCAACACCACCCUUCCAUUUCCAACAAGCUCCUCAACUUCUGCGCCGUCUCCGUCUCAGGCAGCUUACCCUACGCUCAGCUUCUCUUCCAUUGUCACAUCCCAAACCCACAAACCCAAGACUGGAAUUCCAUGAUCAGAGGCUUCUCCCAAAGCCCAUCUCCUCUUCAAGCCAUUUCUUACUACAACCACAUGCUUUCGUCCUCCUCCGCUUCCGAUUGCCCACCCGACACGUUUAGCUUCUCGUUUGUGCUCAAGGCUUGCGAGAGAGUCAGGGCAGAGAGCAAGUGCCGAGAGGUUCAUGGAGUUGUGGUUCGCUAUGGUUAUGAUAUGGACGUUGUUGUUUGCACCAAUUUGAUCAAGUCUUAUGCUGGCAAUGGGUCAGUUGAUAAUGCACGGAGAGUGUUCGACGAAAUGUCUGAUAGAGACUUGGUGUGUUGGAAUUCCAUGAUCUCGUGCUACUCUCAAGCGGGUCUUCACCAUGAGGCGUUGAAUAUAUAUAGUCUUAUGAGAAAUCAAAAUGUGGGUCUUGAUGGGUUCACUCUUGUUGGGUUGCUUUCGUCUUGUGCUCACCUGGGUGCGCUGAACGCCGGAGUCACAAUGCAUGAACUUGCUCGUCAGAAGGGGUAUUUGGCAAGUGUUUAUGUUGGCAAUGCGCUUAUAGAUAUGUACGCAAAAUGUGGUGACUUGGAUGGUGCUCUUUGUGUCUUUGAGAGAAUGAGAAAGCGGGAUGCUUUUACGUGGAACUCCAUGAUUGUUGGGUAUGGAGUACAUGGUCGCGGGGACGAAGCAAUCUAUUUUUUUGAGAAGAUGAUGAUGGCAGGUGUUCAGCCGAAUUCCAUCACAUUUCUCGGGUUGUUGUGUGGGUGCAGUCACCAAGGAUUGGUAGAGAAGGGUGUUGGUUACUUCCAUAUGAUGAGCUCCAAGUUCAAUAUCAAACCUGGAAUUAAGCACUAUGGGUGUCUGGUGGAUCUGUUUGGUCGAGCUGGGAAGCUCGAGAAGGCGCUUCAUGUUAUUAGGACUUCACGUGCACAGGAUGAUCCAGUUCUAUGGCGGACUCUGCUCAGCUCUUGCAAGAUUCAUAAAAACGUGGAAAUAGGAGAAGUUGCCUUGAAGAAUCUAAUCCGUUUAGGGUCAUCAAAUGCAGGGGACUACGUACUUCUUGCUACUAUUUAUUUUAGGGCGAAAGAUGCAGAUGGUGUUUCAAGGAUGAGAAAAUUGAUUAAAAACCAGGGAGUGAGGACCACUCCUGGUUGGAGCUGGAUUGAAGUUGGCGAUCAGGUUCACAAAUUUGUAGUGGAUGACAAGUCACAUCCAGAUACUGAAGAAAUCUAUCGAAAUUUGGAGGUAGUAGUCCAGCGAGCUGCUCUACAUGGUUAUCUGCAAGAGGAAUCUCUUAUCAGAGCCUCUGAAUUUACCUCCAUAGACACCAACUGUUCGGGAACUUCUGGUUCAUGUCACAGUGAGAAGCUGGCACUUGCUUUUGGCUUGGCAAGAACUCCAGAAGGAACAUGUUUACGGAUAGUAAAAAACUUGAGAGUUUGUAGAGAUUGCCAUUCAUUUACAAAAUUUGUUUCCCAAGCAUUUAAUCGAGAAAUAAUUGUUAGGGACCGAGUUCGGUUUCAUCACUUCAAGGGUGGAUUGUGUAGUUGUAAAGACUAUUGGUGAGUGAGUGAUCUAAAUCGUCUGAUUAUGAUCAGCAGGAUUAGG